This is a messenger RNA of Rhizophagus irregularis DAOM 181602=DAOM 197198, 282 nucleotides long. Lineage: Eukaryota; Fungi; Glomeromycota; Glomeromycetes; Glomerales; Glomeraceae. The record is from RefSeq and is a predicted model, not a curated record.
AUGAGUGAAAAGGAAAAUCUUAAAGACAAAAGUCUAACAAAACUAGAACUUGAUACACCUAAUAGAUUUUAUGAAAAAAAAUUAACUCAACAAUACGAGUUAGAAAAGAUUAAGUUGGAAAUAGAAAAAUUACGUGCUGAAAAUGAAAAAGACAAGGAAGAAAAUGUGUUGAAUCUAAAGGAGGAUCAACAAAAGAUGGAUAAUAAUGAAGAUAUUAAAGCGGAAUUAACAAAAAUCACUAAUAAAGAAAUGCGGUACAGUAAAACAUAUUAUAAUGAUUGA